AAUAUCAGUCCUUUAUACUGAUGCCGUUCAAAUGAUUUAUGAUAUUUUCCAAUAUAUGGUAGAUUUAUUUUUUGUUUAUAAAUAUGGAGCAGAGUUGUGUUGUAUAUAUAUAAAGAAGUACGCCUAUAUUGACGGCUUACUCGGUACCGACUAUUAUACUCCAAUAAGACGGAGGCUUAUCAGAAUCAUGGGCUUUUACAUGUUCAUGUGGCUCUCAAGUAGCCUCUUUGAUUACUUUAUUUGGGCGAAUGGUUUCGGAUUUAUUAUAACCACAGUUUAUUCAAUCGCAUACAUCUACAUAUUAAUAAAGAUACUCACUAAUAUAGAUCUAACUGUUAACGUGAUGCAAGUGGAAUGUAGACUACGUGCUUUAGCAGAAAUAGUUAGAGGUUUUUGUUGUGGUACAGAAAGUACUCCAGGUAUAACCGAAGACUCUAAGAGCGAUUGGUUUUAUCACGAGGAAUCAAGAAAAAGUUGUAAACCAAAGUUCCUUUCAGUAAGCAUUAUUUCGUGUCUAGAUCGACAGGAAGUAAGACGGUUGAGUAAGUGUUAUCUGUUGCUAACUGAACAGGUAACAUUUAUCAACAAGAUGUAUGGAAUGAGGAUUUUAAUGAACAGUCUAAGUUUACUGAUCGAUUUGGUGCGAUUUACUAAUUUAACAGUUCUCCUUCUUAUUGGAUCGCAGGUUACAGGCUAUGAACAUGGAUACUUUAACAUGAUAGCAACACUUUGGAGAAUACUGACAUGCAUUGUAGUUAUAACCGCCCUCGUUGAACACUGCGAGCGUGUUUAUAGGCAGCGAGAAAGGAUAGUCUGUUUGUUGGAUCAUUUAAUUAUCGACAGAAACCUUGAUGACCCGCUACUAAGUGCGUUCAACGAGCUUCGAAGCUUGGUGCAGUCACGUGCAAUCAACUUCCAUAUGGCUCAUUUUAUACGAAUUGAAUAUCCUCUGUUGGUGUCCAUUGCUUCCGUCGUCGUCACAUAUACUAUUAUACUUUUACAAAGUAGUUAG
Molecule: messenger RNA, 1012 nt
Organism: Vanessa tameamea
Lineage: Eukaryota; Metazoa; Arthropoda; Insecta; Lepidoptera; Nymphalidae
Exons: 4
Coding region: 32-1012 (326 amino acids)
Biological process (GO): sensory perception of taste
Cellular component (GO): membrane
Source: RefSeq, a predicted model, not a curated record